UUCUAAUUUCAUUGCAUGUUAAAGCUUCCAUAUGUGGACAUUCAUGGUUGCAUUAAUAGCAGCUUCCUUGUUUGUAUGCAGUCCAACUUGGUUUUAGUGAAGAGCUGGGUUGAUGGUUCUGAAGGUGAAACUAUAGAAGGAUUAAGUGCUAACUUUGGUGCUUUUGUGCCAAGUCUGGAAGACAAUGCUAUUAAGUUGCCUGUUGUUUUUGCAAAUCCGUUAAAUUGCUGUUCUAAUUCCUCUUCUAAGUUAUCCAAUUCUAUUGCCUUGUCUAUGCGUGGUGAUUGUGAAUUCACAGUUAAGGCAGAAGUUGCACAAUCUGGAGGUGCAUCUGGUUUACUGGUGAUAAAUGAUGCAGAAGAUAUAAGUGCAAUGUCAUGCUAUGGAAAUGAUACUUCUCUAAAUGUUACCAUUCCUGUUGUCAUGAUCGCAAAGUCAAGUGGUGAUGUUAUCAAGAAAUUAUUUGAAGCUGGACAGAAAGUGGAGCUUCUGUUGUAUUCUCCAGACAGUCCAAUUGUGGGCUUGUCAGAGUUCUGUAUAUGGAUAAUGGCAGUUGGGACUAUUAUCUUGGCAUCUGUUUGGUCUGAAUUUAUUGCAUGUGAGCAAAAUGAUGAGCCCUAUAAUCAGUUGACAACAAAGGAAUCUUCAAAUGCUGGAACAGCUGAUACUGAGAGGGAAAUCCUUGAUAUUAAUGCAACGGGUGCUGUAAUAUUUGUCAUAACAGCAUCCACCUUUCUACUGCUACUCUACUUCUUUCUCUCAUCUUGGUUUGUCUGGGUGCUGAUUGUACUUUUCUGCAUCGGUUGUAUCGAGGUAUACAGUUCUUCUGAAGAUUCUUUUUAUGAGGGAAAUAAGUAAUGUUUGCAUACAAUU
Molecule: messenger RNA, 873 nt
Organism: Macadamia integrifolia
Lineage: Eukaryota; Viridiplantae; Streptophyta; Magnoliopsida; Proteales; Proteaceae
Product: signal peptide peptidase-like 2
Exons: 6
Coding region: 16-858 (280 amino acids)
Biological process (GO): membrane protein proteolysis
Cellular component (GO): lysosomal membrane; cytoplasmic side of endoplasmic reticulum membrane; Golgi-associated vesicle membrane
Molecular function (GO): aspartic endopeptidase activity, intramembrane cleaving
Source: RefSeq, a predicted model, not a curated record